AUAACUUCUUUCUUUUUCCUAACGUUAAAAAAAAAAAAUAACCUUACAAAAAAUGAAUAAUCAAAUAACUGCUUUGAAUGAACAUGCUCCUGCUCAAAUGGUUGGAGGUAUGCGUGUAAAACAAGCCAAUCAUCGACGUACCUCAUUAUCUGAAGCCAAGAAAGCAGCAUCUGCAGAAGAAGAUAUAGAAUCAUCUGAAGAAGAUCAACAACAAAUGGAAGAAAUGGAAAAAAGAAAACAAGAACAAAUAAGACAAGAAAAUGCCAUGCGUAGUCAUCAAGCUUCUCGUGAUAUGAAUAUUUCUCGAAAUGCUGGAUCCCAUGUGAAAGCAAGAAUUGAUCCUUCUUUCCAACCUAGAGAUUUAAAUCAUUAAUUAGUUAGUUAGUUAGUGGAUGAUUUGGAUUUGAUGAAACAUUGGAUAAACAGGCGUGUGAAUUUGUAUUGUAUGUAAUUUCCAUCCAUCACUUUUUAUCAAUAGCAAGAGUAAAAAUGUAAAUAAAUAAAUAAAAAAAAAAGGUCUUUUUUUUUCUUUU
Molecule: messenger RNA, 533 nt
Organism: Halteromyces radiatus
Lineage: Eukaryota; Fungi; Mucoromycota; Mucoromycetes; Mucorales; Cunninghamellaceae
Exons: 2
Coding region: 53-373 (106 amino acids)
Source: RefSeq, a predicted model, not a curated record